AUGUCCCUUCCAUCAACAAACGCAAACCCACUUGGAGCCUACCUCUCACCAGCGUCGGGAACCCGCACCGCGCUCCUCCUAAUUGACAUCCAGCGCGGCCUGAACACCAGCAACGGCUACUUCGGGACCGAGCGGUCGACUCCCGAUUUCGAGGAAAAUAUCAUUUCUCUCCUGGCCGCAUGCAGAGAGUAUAACAAGACAAGCACGGGCACCAGCGAAAGUCGAGAUUCCAAGCCGACUUCUUCUCAAGACACCGCCGCUAAUGGUGACACCCCCAGCAACGAGGCCGACGAAUCAUCAAGAGGCCCCUUCCCGAUAGAAAUCGUGCAUGUAUACCACUCAUCCACAAACCCACUGUCUCCACUACACGCGUCCGGAACGACACAGAAGGACGGGAUAUUGUUCAUGCCGUGCGCGGCACCGGUGUCGCCGUCGUCCUCUGGUCAGAUUGAGCACGUGCUCUCAAAAUCCACAAACACGGCCUUUGGCAACGUGGCCCUGCAGCCGAUCCUGGAACGCAGCCACAUCGCGCAGUUGGUCGUCGUGGGGAUCGCGACGGACCACUGCGUGUCGACCAGCGUGCGCUGGGCCAAGGAUCUGGGUGUUGUCAAAGGACAAGGGCCACAGAAGGAAGGUAAACAAGGCAAGAUCGUCAUCGUAAGCGAUGCUACUGCGUGCUUUAGCAAAGGUGGUUUCGAUGCCGAGACGGUGCAGAAGGUCCAUCUUGCUAGCCUCGAGGGCGAGUUCGCAAAGGUUAUGAGCACAAGUGAUGUGUUGGCCCAGCUAUUUGGAUGA
Messenger RNA from Cladophialophora bantiana CBS 173.52, 795 nucleotides. RefSeq lists its product as uncharacterized. The coding region runs from base 1 to 795 and encodes 264 amino acids. The record is from RefSeq and is a predicted model, not a curated record. Lineage: Eukaryota; Fungi; Ascomycota; Eurotiomycetes; Chaetothyriales; Herpotrichiellaceae. The transcript has a single exon.